Molecule: messenger RNA, 1803 nt
Organism: Lampris incognitus (smalleye Pacific opah)
Lineage: Eukaryota; Metazoa; Chordata; Actinopteri; Lampriformes; Lampridae
Gene: pacsin3
Product: protein kinase C and casein kinase substrate in neurons 3
Exons: 10
Coding region: 123-1352 (409 amino acids)
Biological process (GO): regulation of endocytosis; cytoskeleton organization; plasma membrane tubulation
Cellular component (GO): plasma membrane; cytoplasm; endosome
Molecular function (GO): phospholipid binding; protein binding
Source: RefSeq, a predicted model, not a curated record
UUCUCUUAGACCUUGGUAAACACUACCUGCCUUCCAUUUGGACAUCUGUCCAUCUCUGUGUUCAUCUUUCAGAAGCCGCCCCUCCAGCCGCCACCAUUCUGUGCUGCAAGGCAGACCCCAAGAUGUCCUCCAAUGGAGACCUCAGUGAUCUGGGGAGCUGUGACAGCUUCUGGGAGCCGGGGAAUUACAAGCGGACUGUGAAGCGGAUUGAUGAUGGCCACAGGCUAUGUAGUGACCUGGUCAGCUGCUUCCAGGAGCGGGCCAAGAUCGAAAGGAGCUACGCCCUGCAGCUCAGCGACUGGGCUAAGAAAUGGAGAGGGGCUGUCGAGAAAGGCCCUCAGUAUGGGACUCUGGAGAAGGCAUGGCAUGCCUUCAUGCAGGCAGCAGAGCGUUUGAGCGAGCUCCACAUGGAUCUGCGAGAGCACCUGGCGGGGGAGGACAGCGAAAAGGUGCGCAGCUGGCAGAAGGAAGGCUUUCACAAACAGAUGAUGGGAGGCUUCAGGGAGACCAAGGACGCUGACGAUGGCUUCCGCAAAGCCCAGAAGCCAUGGGUCCGCAAACUGAAGGAGGUGGAGUCCAGUAAGAAGAGUUAUCACCAGGCUAGGAAGGAGGAGCGUACGGCGAUCACCAGGGAGACACAUGCCAAGGCCGACCCCUCCAAGUCCCAGGAGGAAGUCCGCAAGUACACCGCCCGGGUGGAGCGCUGCAGCCAGGAGGCCGAGAAGGCCAAGGACCGCUAUGACAAGGCCCUAGAGGAGUUGAAUCGUUGUAACCCGCGGUACAUGGAGGACAUGGAGCAGGUGUUUGAUCUUACCCAGGAGGCUGAGCGCAAGAGGCUGUGCUUCUUUAAAGAGGUUCUUCUGGACAUCCACACACACCUGGACCUUUCCUGCAAAGAUGGGUUCAAAGGCCUGUACCGCGACCUUGGUCAGACCAUCAAUGCAGCCAAUGAUGUGGAAGAUCUGAGAUGGUGGAGGAACACCCAUGGACCUGGCAUGAGCAUGAACUGGCCUCAGUUUGAGGAGUGGUCUCCGGAAGCCAGUCGUUCCAUCAGCAGGAAGGACAGGAGUGGUCACGAGGAUGAGAACGUGGUCACACUCACCAACAUUGUGUCCUCCGGGGGAGAAGAGGCUCCACCCAGCCCCUGCAUUCAGGACACUGGCAGGGAGAAAGACUAUUCAUCAGACUGGUCGGACGAUGACAGUCCUAAGAAGGCUCUCGCUGUGAACGGUGUGGGCGAGCAGGAGGAUGGUGGGGUGAAGGUAGUGGGAGUGCGCGUACGUGCACUCUAUGAUUACAGCGGCCAGGAGGCUGAUGAGCUCAGCUUUAGAGCAGAACCACGGAGGUGUUGAAGGCGAGAGAGACGCUGUUUUAUUUCAGUAACUAGUGCAGAGCCUGUUUGGGUGUAAUCCCCCCUCCGACCACAGUGUGGGUUGCAAUGGCACCAUGGCGCUGUUCGUCCAGUCGCCACGAGGAAGACAGACAGACAGACAGACAGACAGAUUUCUUCCAUUGUAGUUAGAUAAUAAUAGUAGUACACUUUAUUGCUGAUAGAAAAUAUGUUCAAAGACAAUUUUACUAAUCCACCCUCCCGUGCGGAAUAAGUAUAAUGAGUACUUUUCUAUUUUACAAAGGUGAGAGGGAAAAUAAAGUCCUUUAUAAAUGUUGUUUCUGCCUUUUCUGACCAGGAAAACGAAAAAUGCCGUAUGUGGAUUUUGAAAUGAAAGUUAAAUCACUAUUCCGGUUUCAUUCCUUUAACUUCUGUUUCUGAAAACAAUAAAACGACCACUGCAAUCACCUCGC